Molecule: messenger RNA, 2213 nt
Organism: Panicum virgatum (switchgrass)
Lineage: Eukaryota; Viridiplantae; Streptophyta; Magnoliopsida; Poales; Poaceae
Product: protein rough sheath 2-like
Exons: 2
Coding region: 769-1902 (377 amino acids)
Source: RefSeq, a predicted model, not a curated record
CUGGCUGCCACUGCACGCUCCCUCUAGCCCAGUCCAGUCCUCCUCUUCCUCCUCCAGCUCCAGCUCCGUCCAUGUGCCCUGCUGCUGCAUGCGCAGCCGUGUGGGUGUGGCUCUUGCCAUGGUGAGUGGUGCCUGCGGCUCCCUGCAACUGUUGCCACUGCUCCUGCAGUGCUCCCCGUCCAGCCUCUGCUCUGCUAGUGCUAGCUACCACCUCCACCUCCACCUCCCUCUCUCUCCGGCUCACUCUACCGCGCCCUGUCUAUAUAUAUACACGCGCGCCCCCCUUUCCGGCCAUCUCCUUUCCGCGGCUCCCUCGCCCCCGUCUUUUCCUUUCCGCGUGCCCUAAUUUCUCGCUGCGCCUUUGUCCCCCCACCUCCUCCUCACCUCGCCCCCCGUCCCCCCUCCUAUACAUACACACCUACACACGCUGGGACUGGGCGGGCGAGCGAGCGUCCGAGCCGGCCGGCCGCGGAAAGGAAUCUUUCAGCUCACACCUCCCUAUCCCUGCCUCCCCCUCCCGUCCCUUCUCCUGCUAGAGUGACCGAGUGAGCCAGCAGGUCCUUGGUCGUCGUCGUCUUCACCUCGCAAUUAUUUGGGCUCCUCUUCCUUCCUUCUUCCAGGUGCUCCAGCCUCGCUCGACCAAGGACAGGAAGUCAGGAAGCUAAGAGGAGGCCAAGAACUGGGUGAGGGAAGGAAUCGGAGGAUGGUGUAGCCGUGCCUCUCGCAUUAUGAGGUGUGGUGGUGCGGGAUGGGCGAUGGCCUGUGCAGAUGAAGGAGCGACAGCGCUGGCGGCCUGAGGAAGACGCCGUCCUGCGCGCCUACGUCCGGCAGUAUGGCCCGCGCGAGUGGCACCUGGUGGCGCAGCGCAUGAACGUGGCCCUCGACCGCGACGCCAAGUCCUGCCUCGAGCGCUGGAAGAACUACCUGCGGCCGGGGAUCAAGAAGGGCUCGCUCACCGAGGAGGAGCAGCGCAUGGUGAUCCGCCUGCAGGCCAAGCACGGCAACAAGUGGAAGAAGAUCGCCGCCGAGGUGCCCGGGCGCACGGCCAAGCGCCUCGGCAAGUGGUGGGAGGUGUUCAAGGAGAAGCAGCAGCGGGAGCUCAGGGACAGCCGCCGCCCGCCGCCGGAGCCCAGCCCGGACGAGCGCGGGAGGUACGACUGGCUGCUCGAGAACUUCGCGGAGAAGCUCGUCGGCGAGAGGCCCCACCAGCAGGUCGCCGCGGCCGCGCCGCCGCCGCCGCCGCCGCUGCUCAUGGCCGCGCCCGUGCUGCCGCCCUGGCUGUCGCCCAACGCCGGGGCCGCCACGGUCGUCACGCAGCAGCAGCCGCCCAGGCCGCCGUCGCCGUCCGUGACGCUCAGCCUCGCGUCCGCCGCUGCGAUGGCGCCGCCGCCCGGCCCGGCGCCGUGGAUGCCGGAGCGCGCCGCGGCGGAGGCGGCCGCGGCGGCGUACGGGUUCCCAAGCCCUCAGCAGCAGCACGCGCCGCCCCCCGGCGCCGCCGGCGCGCCCGGCAUGGCGGUGGUGGAGGGGCAGGCGCUGGCGGAGCUCGCCGAGUGCUGCCGCGAGCUGGAGGAGGGGCAGCGCGCGUGGGCGGCGCACCGGCGCGAGGCGGCGUGGCGGCUCAAGCGCGUGGAGCAGCAGCUGGAGAUGGAGCGCGAGAUGCGGCGGCGCGAGGUGUGGGAGGAGUACGAGGCCAAGAUGCGCACCGUGCGGCUGGAGCAGGCCGCCGCCGCCGAGCGCGUCGAGCGGGAGCACCGGGAGAAGGUGGCCGAGCUCCGCCGCGACGCGCAGCUCAAGGAGGAGAAGAUGGCCGAGCAGUGGGCCGCCAAGCACGCCCGCGUCGCCAAGUUCAUCGAGCAGGUCGGCUGCUCCCGGCCAUGGUCCGCCGCCACCGACAUGAACUGAGCCGCCGAACUGAACACGACACGCGCUGACCACCACCGCCGGCCACCAUCAUCAUUACCGCCGCCGCUCGACCUGCUACUCCGUUUGACAAUUUCUUGCCUUCUUGGACGCGACAUGUAAAACCAACAGCAAUCAGAUGACGACGCCAUGAAUCUCCCUCUGUUGUUUUUGUUUUCGUUCACAACUGUUGUUAAGGUUCACUCUUUCUCUCUAGUUGGUCAGAAAUUCAGAAUCCACAAAUGCAUGUAAUGCUGCUGUUGCUACCUGUACUGUCUUUUUUUCUUCGCUCCAAGCUUACAUCUUUCCUGUCA